AGCAGACCUGCGACAGAGAAAGAAACAAAACUGCUCAGAAUCUGACAAAAUGGCUCCAGAGCAGAGAAACAAAGAAAACUCAAAGCUGGGAAGAUCGCCAAAAUAUAUGUUAAUCCAGCGUUUUGCAAAACUUUUCUUUGGCUGUCUGGCGGCAGUGACCAGUGGAAUGAUGUAUGCUGUGUACCUCUCAACAUAUCACGAACGGAAGUUCUGGUUUUCCAGCAGGCAGGAACUUGAACGAGAAAUUACAUUUCAGGGUGACAGUGCCAUUUAUUACUCAUUCUAUAAAGAACUGCUAAAGGCUCCUUCUUUUGAAAGAGGUGUUUAUGAGUUGACACACAACAAUAAGACAGUAUCACUGAAGACAAUAAAUGCAGUCCAGCAAAUGACUUUGUACCCAGAGUUGAUUGCCAGUGUUUUAUAUCAAGCAUCUGGUAGCGAAGAAGUUAUUGAACCAGUGUAUUUCUACAUUGGUAUAGUUUUUGGACUGCAGGGAAUUUAUGUGACUGCAUUGUUUGUAACCAGUUGGGUUAUGAGUGGGACUUGGCUGGCAGGAAUGCUGACUGUAGCAUGGUUCAUUAUUAACAGGACAGAUACAACAAGAAUUGAUUACUCCAUACCAUCAAGGGAAAAUUGGGCUUUGCCAUAUUUUGCAUGUCAAGUAGCAGCUCUCACAGGCUAUUUAAAAAAAAACCUAAAUUGUUCUGCUGAGAAGUUUUGUUAUCUUUUGGUGAAUGCUUCAACAUAUACCUUCAUGAUGAUGUGGGAAUAUAGUCAUUAUCUCCUGUUUGUGCAGGCUAUUUCUCUUUUCCUGCUAGACAGCUUUGCCCUGGCACAGACAGAGAAGGUGCAUGAAGUAUACAAAAUCUACCUGUUUUCUCUCUUCUUGGGGUACCUUCUGCAGUUUGAAAAUUCAGCCUUAUUAGUGUCACCAUUACUCAGUUUCGUAGCAGCUUUAAUGCUCUCUAAAUGCCUUCAGAUGAAUAUGAAAAAAGGUACAUUUAUGUCAAGAUUGCUGAAAGUAAUGUACAUUUAUUUGGUACUUACAGUGGCAGUGACACUAAACUUCUUAUUAAAGAUGUUUGUUCCUCAUAAAGAAAAUGAGCAUUUGCUGAAGUUCAUUGAAGUAAAACUUGGAUUAAACACAACUAAGAAUUUUACAAUGAAUUGGCUCCUUUGUCAAGAAUCUCUUCAGGCACCUUCCCAAGACUUUUUUUUGCGACUAACACAGUCAUCACUGUUGCCUUUUUAUAUUUUAGUAUUAAUUAUUUGCCUUUUUUCUGUAACUCAGGUCAUUUUUAGGAGAAUUUGUGGUGAACCACUGAAAGAAGCAGUUAAACUUGAGGAUGGUCGAAUUGGAGAGAGGCCAGAAAUAGUUUAUCAUGUCAUUCACACAAUUUUGCUUGGUUGUCUAGCAAUGUGUUUAGAAGGAAUGAAAUAUCUAUGGACACCUUAUGUUUGCAUGCUUGCUGCAUUUGGGGUGUGUUCUCCUGAACUUUGGAUGACACUUUUCAAGUGGCUUCGACUGAAAGCUGUGCACCCCAUACUACUGGCUCUUAUUCUGAGUAUGGCAGUUCCCACAAUAAUUGGAUUCAGCUUGUGGAAAGAGUUUUUCCCUAGGAUAAUGACAGAGCUUACAGAACUGCAAGAAUUCUAUGAUCCUGAUACAGUAGAACUUAUGACAUGGAUAAAGCGACAGGCUCCUGUGGCUGCAGUGUUUGCAGGCAGCCCACAGCUCAUGGGUGUGAUUAAGCUCUGUACUGGAUGGAUGGUGUCAAGUUUGCCUUUGUACAACGAUGAUGAUCUUCUGAAAAGAAACGAGAAUAUUUAUCAGAUCUAUUCAAAGAGGUCAGCAGAGGAUAUUUAUAAGAUACUCACAUCCUACAAAGCCAAUUUUCUGGUUAUAGAAGAUUCAAUUUGCAAUGAAGUGGGACCUGUAAGAGGAUGCAGAGUUAAAGAUCUAUUGGAUAUUGCUAAUGGUCAUGUGUACACGAGAGAGUCACCGGUUACUUCUAGGCAAUCACAGGUGGUUUGUGAGGAAGAUGACAACUAUGCCUACUCAAAAUAUGGACGAUUUUGUCAUGAAAUCAAAAUGAACUAUUCUCCAUAUGUGAAUUAUUUUACUCGAGUGUACUGGAAUAGAUCCUACUUUGUAUAUAGAAUCAACACUGUGAUAUCCUUCCAGUCAUGAAAAAGCAUGCAAGCUCCCUUCUGAGGAUUUAUUCUGAAUGAAUUUCGGUUUAAAAAGUUCCUUUGGAUCAAGGAAGUUAUUUUUUCAGAUAUAUGUGCACACGUGCAGUAUACUGACAACUUUCUUUUACGAAACUGGAAUUCUUUGGAACUACAGAUCAACAGACAGAGAUACCAUCCUUGAAGGAAACGGGAACAUUUAUCAAUUUUAUGGUCUCUACAACAUGUGACAGUCUUCCAUGUUUUUACAUUUUUCUUCCCAUUUUAAAUCAUUUUAAUUUUCAUGUAAAUGAGAUUUCUAACUUUAGUGUUAGAGAACUGAUGUGCAUAGACCUCAGUGAUAGCAUAAAAAUUAUUUCAAGAGCCCGUUUAGGUCAUGUAGCUUUUAUUUUUUAGCCAAAAAGCAGUUGGUAUCUUGAGUCUUUUCAAAUAAGUGUUUGGAUAUUUAGUUUGGUUUUUUUAAUUGUCAUUGUUUUAAUUCUCCCUGUCUUCCACUGUAAACAUUUCUAUGUUUAUCAAACACAUUUAUACAUCUUAUGUGUAGCUAUACUGUUUGUAUAAAUCGAAUAAGGAAGAUUUUAUUUAAACAACACUUCCAUAGAUUAAGGCACUGAUCUCUAUAUUGUUAGAGACAUGCUGGUGGAAGUGCUGGGGCUUAGACCUAGCAGUAGGAGCUGACAGGGUCAGAUCUUCAGUUUGGAAAGAACUUGUCUUCAGGAUUCUUCCAUGCCUAAGUGUGUAUGUGUGUGUAUGCAUAUGUGUGUCUUAGCAGCCAGCACAAUGGGCCAGUAUAUACCACAGUGUGCUUGUUUUCAGGCAAGUGUAGCAGGAGAGUUAGGUUUGCUACUGAGACUUCUGCACUUCGGCUUCACCCCCUCUGUGUGUGUGAGGUAUGCGUGUGUGUGUGUGUGUCUGUGUAUGGGGAGGGAUAGGUCAUGCUCAUUUCAUUCAAUUUAUUAUGAGAUAGCUAUAUUAAGGUAGUGCCAUAACUGUCAUUUAAAACACUAUAGUCACCACCAUUAGUAAAUAAUGGUACAGUCGUUCAUAGCUAUUUUUGUAUCAAUUAUGCAACUACACAGAGAUCUUUGAAAAGCUGGGAAAGUAUUGUGCAGUUUUGCUUCCCUCUAAAACCUGUGUUUGUUAUAUGACCCCCCCUUUUCCUCUGCAACUAUUUUUCUUAUCAUCUUGUCUGCUGCUGACUGAUAGACUUUCAAGAGAGUGAAUUAUGCUUUAAUUCCAACUCUGGGCCUAGUCCUUGUGUUGAGAAUGGAAAAUCCAAUAAAAGGCAAUGAUAGCUUUGCUUAACGUAGGUGUAGCUGGACAGAAAGCCAGAACAUAAGUUCUAGAAGAAGUUGUGCACCCCUUAAGAGUUACCUGUAGUUAGGUAAUUGUGUAACACCUGGCCUGGAGGCCAGUCUAUCAGGCAUGUGGGAAUAAUUCUUUAGAGCCCAGAUGUCUUUAAUGAAGGAUCUGUCAAAAUAGGAUGAACUUUCAACAGAAAUAUCUGCAAAUGAAAGCUGCAAAACGAUCCUUACUGCACUUGUUGAUAAAAUGCAAGAUCAGAGAUUUUAACUCUGAAAUUAUUAGGAACUGCAGCAUGUUGGUGUAUAUGCAUGACUCUUCUCUGCUCUAUGCAGAUACACUUCCUUACUUUACACUGACAGGUAGUGCUGAGAUUUUUUUAAACCUAUUACCACUUUUGGAGUGAUUUAAAGGAAAAAAGCUUUAUUGUUGUAAAAGUCAAUGUCCGUAAUCUGUUUUUUACUUUCAGUUAUAUUUUUAUGCCUAUGAGUCUUGACAAAAUGUUAACUUAUACAUUUUAUUUGAAACCAAUGCUCAGAUAAAUCUAUUGAAUAUAUGGGAUGUGGUCACUGAGAGAAACAUUUACCAGUACAACUGUGGUACAGGGUAAAAGUAAAUAUCCUUUUUGGGCAUACAGUCAUCAUGUUGAGGGGUGGGGGUGUGUGUGUGUCUGGUCAAGUGCAGGCUGCAUUUAUUUGCUUGUGCACAAGUACAUGUUUUACUGCACUGGGCUCUUUCAGGCUUUUCAAGUGCCAUUUAGCAAGAGAAGCUUGUAAAUUAACUUGAGCCAAGGCAGGCCUGCAGGAACCUCCCCUCUGUGUGCUAGUAUGGAUGUAGAUGUAAUAUUUGGAAGUAAGUUUAGAGUUCCUUAUACAAAGUAAGUUUGUUUGAAUCACUGUCAAAGAAUCACAUGUCUGUGUUUCAGUCAUUUUCUCUCUUGAAGUUAAUGAUUCAUGAAUAUCCUUUCAUAACAGCAAUAAGGCAUUCCAGGUAGCAAACUUCAGGGUUACAACUGCACUUGGGUGGAAGAAGUCGCAAAGCUUUCGGCUUCAUGCCUUAGACUGCCAUGCCAAGAUGCAAUAUUUAACUGUCCUUGACUGCCUGUUGUGUUUUACUGCAGUGCUGUAUGUAUGUCUUACCAUAUAGAACAUAGUUUGAAUACCUACGUGUAGAACACACAUAUUAAGAAAACCACAAACAAGGCCAUCCAGACAUCUAAACAAAGCUAUGUUGCAGCACGUUGGCCUUUAUACAUGUUUAAAUGAAUGUGUUGAGUUUUAUUUGAACUGUGACAUAGUUAUUGUUAUUAGUUUUGUCAUAGUUUUUAAGAUGUAUUCUUAAUACUUCAAUUGAUUCUACUUUAGGAGAAUCAUUUAAGAUUUUUACCUUGCUUUUUUAUAUUAGAGAAAAUUGUAUUGCAGCACCAUUGGCACAGCAGCCUUAAGUAACAGAAGGAGCCUUCUAUGUGAGAGAACAUUGUGGUUGUUCCUGUAAAAAGGCGUCAUUAAAAUGAGUGACUGAAAUAAUCAUAUCUUACAAACAAAGUGGAUUAAUUUCUUGUCCAGAUGUGGACUAGCAAAAAUAUUGUCUAAGCUCCAGCUUCUGUGAAAAAUAAACAAUAAGUUCCCUGAGAUAUACAAUUAUAUCCCUCAGAAGGACAACAGUAGGGCAUAAUUACAUCAGAUUUGUACACACACAACCCCAGCUUGGUUUUCAACUAGGUCACAGGUUUAACUUCCUGAAAGGGCUGGGGGAAAGUUUUACAAAUUUUGAUCUGCUUUGCUGUAGAUGUUGCAAUUCAGUUGAAACAUGUGCCUUGCAAGCUUUUAUUAAACAAACAAAAACCUCAA
Manacus vitellinus (golden-collared manakin) is the source of this 5342-nucleotide messenger RNA. RefSeq names its product dpy-19 like 4 (gene DPY19L4). Gene Ontology annotation, cellular component: nuclear inner membrane. The transcript is spliced from 19 exons. Gene Ontology annotation, molecular function: mannosyltransferase activity. Lineage: Eukaryota; Metazoa; Chordata; Aves; Passeriformes; Pipridae. The coding region runs from base 50 to 2191 and encodes 713 amino acids. The record is from RefSeq and is a predicted model, not a curated record.